AUGGAAAUGGCUAUAGGACAAGCAUCAAGCAGCCGGUAUAUUGCCUUGAAUGACAAAGUAGAAGACAAUGGUAAUAGAUGCAAAAUUAUAAAUUCGACAACGUGUUGCACAGCAGAUAGGGUAACAGGGCAAGGGGACGCAGGGGAGCAUGUCAGUAAAUGUGGGGGAAAUGAAAUAGCCGCAUUUGGUGUUAUUGAUGAUGCAGAUGUAUGUAGCAUAGUGUUUGAAAGUACUAAAAAAACGGAAUCGUUCUAUAUACUGUACCCAAGAGCAAUCGGUACUAGGGUGCGCAAAGGCUACAAGAGAAAAGAUAAGAAUGGGAUUGUCCGUCUCAGAUCAUGGGUUUGUAAGAAGGAAGGCGAAAGACAUGAAAAGCACAUAAAUAGAAGGGAUCGAAUAAGGGAACCAAAGGCAAUAACAAGAUUCAUGAGGUCACAUAGGAAGAUUAGGAAGUUGGACUUACAUCAGGCAAUAGUUAUGCAACAAGCUGGCAUAAGACCAAAUCACAUAAUGAGGCUACUUGCUGUACAGGCUGGAGGCUAUCAUAACUUAGGAUUCCAUAUAACAGAUAUGUACAAUGAGCUAAAUCGGCAAAGGCAAAUAGCAGUUGCUCAUGGGGAUGGUGAAUCAGCAAUCGCAUUCUUGUCAGGCAAGCAAGGUGGUGAUCUCAAUUUAUAUUUCAAAUAUGCAGUAGAUGGCCAUAGCCGUCUGAAUCGGCUGCUUUGGGCUGAUUCAGGGUCUAGAGAUGACUAUAGAUGUUUUGGUGACGUGUUUGUGUUUGACAGCACCUAUAAUACCAAUCACUACAAAUUUUCAUUGGUUGUCCUACGUGGGGUGAACAAUCACUACUCAACAUGCAUCUUUGCCUGUGCUCUGAUCGUUUGUGAAGGAGAUGAGGGAUAUGAUUGGGUAAUCUGUACAUUCUUGGAAGCAAUGAACGGGAGGAAACUGAUAGCAGUUGUAACUGAUGGGGACAAGUCUAUGCAAAAGUCCAUUAAAAAAUUCAUGCCGACGGCUAAUGCAUAG
Molecule: messenger RNA, 1026 nt
Organism: Coffea arabica (coffee)
Lineage: Eukaryota; Viridiplantae; Streptophyta; Magnoliopsida; Gentianales; Rubiaceae
Product: protein FAR1-RELATED SEQUENCE 5-like
Source: RefSeq, a predicted model, not a curated record